Molecule: messenger RNA, 2169 nt
Organism: Octodon degus (degu)
Lineage: Eukaryota; Metazoa; Chordata; Mammalia; Rodentia; Octodontidae
Product: zinc finger protein 304-like
Exons: 3
Coding region: 289-2085 (598 amino acids)
Biological process (GO): regulation of transcription by RNA polymerase II
Cellular component (GO): nucleus
Molecular function (GO): RNA polymerase II cis-regulatory region sequence-specific DNA binding; DNA-binding transcription factor activity, RNA polymerase II-specific
Source: RefSeq, a predicted model, not a curated record
CCCGCCUCCAGGUUUCCUCAGCGGGAGACCCUGGAUACGUGGCUUCGGGUUGGUGCUGCCCAGCUCCUGUGCGCUGCGAGGCCAGGACCAUAAGGGACAGGCCCUGCCUCGGUGUGUGCGUGGCCCAGGCCUCCCCUGCGGCCGGGCGGCCUCGCGGGGCCAUGUGCGGCGGGCUGCGCUGCUCCCCAGGCCCGGGACCUCGCGCGCCGCGGGAGGAGUGGGGUUCGGCUGACGCCUCGCGGCUCCGCUUCUCGCCGCCGUUUCCCCCUCCGUCCGGCGACCGCGAGGAUGGACCAGGCCGAGGGCCCCGUGACCUUUGCGGAUGUGUUUGUGUAUUUCUCCCCGGAGGAGUGGGAGCUUCUUGAGGAGGCUCAGCGAUUCCUUUACCGAGAUGUGAUGCUGGAGAACUUUGCACUUGUGGCCACACUGGGUUGUUCGUGUGAAGCAGGCAAUGAGGAGGCCCAUGCUGAGCAAAGCAUUUCUGUAAAAAAAGUGUCACAGAUCAGGACCGAGCCAGGUCUUUUCUUCCAGAGAGCCCACCCAUGUGGGAUGCAUGAUACACUCUGGAAAGCCAUUGCGCACCUGGGUGAACAUCAGGGCUCACAUGUUAUGCAGAAUGUGUGUAGAUGUGAGCCACAUGAAAGAGGAUUUUCAUUCAGUACAAAAUUUUACAGUCACCAGAAGCAGCACUGUGGAGAUACUCCAUUUGUGGGGAAUGAUAGACCUGACUCUCGUGUGAAGAGCUGUCCAGCCCAUGUAUUAGGGAUACCUGUUGUGUGCAGGGUGGACUUGCUGGCUGGUACUAUCUGCUUCCAGCCCCAGCCCCCACACAGUGAAGUGAUUGCGCAUGGAAGGAAGGAGUGCACAGAGUCUCUCCCAGCCAGCUCCAAUGUGGGGCAACUCCAGGAACACCGUGACAGACAGCUGAUUUUCAGUGGCAGCAAUAAUGGAAAAGACUUCCUAUGUACUAUUCCUUGUCUUGACAGCCAGAGAACUCAAACUGAUUUGAGUCCCUUUAGAUGCCUACCAUAUGGAAAAGUGUUUGAGCAUACAUUAAGUCUUUUCCAUCACAGAGAAAUUCAUGGUGGAGAAAGAGCUCAUAUGUAUAAGGAGUGUGGAAAGGCCUUCAAUCACCUGUCUCACCUAAAAAUGUACCAGAAAUGCCACACUGGAAAGCGACAUUACAUGUGCUGUGAAUGUGGAAAGAGCUUCAGCCGUAAAGACACACUUGUUCAGCAUGAGAGAGUUCACACUGGAGAGAAGCCUUUUAAGUGCAGUGAAUGUGGCAAAGCCUUCAGCCGUAAAGACACACUUGUUCAGCAUGAGAGAGUUCACACUGGAGAGAAGCCUUUUAAGUGCAGUGAAUGUGGCAAAGCCUUCAGCCGUAAAGACACACUUGUUCAACACCAGAGAUUUCACACUGGAGAGCGGCCCUAUGAGUGUAGUGAAUGUGGGAAAUUCUUCAGCCAAAACUCCCACCUUGUUGAGCACUGGAGAAUUCAUACCGGGGUGAGGCCAUACAAGUGCACUGAAUGUGGGAAGUUCUUUAGCCAUAAGUCUAGCCUCAUGAAACAUCAGCGAGUCCACACAGGAGCAAGGUCUUAUGUGUGCAGCAAGUGUGGGAAAGCUUUUAGCUGCAGAGACACACUUGUUCAGCAUCAGGUAAUUCACACUGGUGUGAGGCCUUAUGAAUGCAGCCAGUGUGGGAAGGCCUUCAGCCGGAAGGACACCCUUAUGAAGCACCAGAAAAUCCACACUGGUGAGAGGCCUUAUGGGUGCAGUGAAUGUGGGAAGUUAUUCAGACAUAGCUCCAACCUUAUUGUACACCAGAGAAUUCACACUGGGGCAAGGCCUUAUGAGUGCAGUCAAUGUGGAAAGCGCUUCAGCCACAACUCCAGCCUCAUUCUUCACCAGAGAGUUCACACUGGGGCAAGGCCUUAUGUGUGCAGUGAGUGUGGAAAAGCCUACAUUAGUAGCUCUCACCUUGUUCAACACAAGAAAGUUCACACCGGAGCAAGGCCUUAUGAGUGCAGCAUGUGUGGAAAAUUCUUCAGCCGCAACUCUAGCCUCAUUCUCCACCAGUGAGUGCACACUGGAGAAAAGCCUUAUGUCUGCAAUGCAUGUGGGAAGGCAUAUAGCAGGAGUUCCCAUCUUAUGAGGCACCACAGA